Molecule: messenger RNA, 4080 nt
Organism: Elaeis guineensis (African oil palm)
Lineage: Eukaryota; Viridiplantae; Streptophyta; Magnoliopsida; Arecales; Arecaceae
Product: putative disease resistance protein RGA4
Molecular function (GO): ADP binding
Source: RefSeq, a predicted model, not a curated record
UCGUACCGCGUAAAGUUGCAAGCUAGUUAGAAGACCGACCGAGCAAGAUCUCUGUCUUCAACUGUGCAACCGGAGUUUCCCGCAAUAUGGAGAAGAUCGGAAUGAUGGUCGGAGAAUUGAUGGUAUCCUACGUCUUCAAUAGACUGGCUGACAUGGUUUCGGUGCGUUUGGAGGAGCGGUACGGUCUAUUCACGGGUGUUAAGCCUGUGGUGGAGGAUGUGGCGGCGAGACUUUCUCGUAUCCGAGAAGUGAUCCAAGCAGCGGAGGGAAGGCCGAUCAGGGACCCAGCUCUGGCCACAUGGCUGAGGGAACUCAAAGAUGCUGCCUACGAAGCCGACGAUGUGCUGGAUGAGCAUGAAUUCAAAGAGCUUCAUCAGAAGCUGUUCAACAAGAGAAAGGUGAGUGACUUUGUACCCUCUCUUGUUAAGUUUCUCGAGCAUUUGAUAAUGUCCGACGAUGACCUGGAAAAGUUGAGGAAUCUUGUGGGAAAUCUUGACAAGAUUUAUACUAAUAUCAAUUACAUGGAAGAACAAUUGAAGCAUUACAGCUCAAACCAGAGAAGUGUGACCAGAGAGACCAGCUCGAUUAUCGAUGUCCUUGUGUUUGGGAGAGACAAAGAGAGAGACAUGAUAUUAGAUAAGUUGCAUUUAGUUGAUGGACCAGAAUCUCGCAAGACAUUUGAGGCUGGGAGUAGUAGCAAUCCGAGUCCUGCUGUUCUUCCGAGUCUUGGUGUUCUUCCUAUAGUAGGCGUUGGGGGUGUUGGCAAGACUACUCUGGCUCAAAUUAUCUAUAACGAUAAAAGAGUAGCAAGGCAUUUUGAGAUGAGGAAGUGGGUCUAUGUGUCUGACGAUUUUGAUGUCAAGCGGAUUUCCAAGGAGCUGGUAUAUGACUCGAUAGACCACCUAACCUCCACUCAUAUUAGUAUGGAUCAUAUUCUAGGGAGACUUAAAGAUGCUACGACGAACCAGAGGUUUUUGUUUGUCCUUGAUGACGUGUGGGAUGAGACUGGUAGCAAGUGGGAAAAACUCCGUAGUGCCUUGACAUCCGGAGCAAAAGGAAGCAUGGUUCUGGUGACAACUCAAAGUCCGGUUGUAGCAAAAGUAAUGGGCACAAUGGACCCGAUAAAGUUGAACUGUCUACAGGAAGAUGACUACUGGAGACUUUUUGAACAUUGUGCAUUUGGUGACCAAAUUCUUGAGGAAGAGGGAAGGGAAAAAUUGCAAGCAAUAGGAAGGAAAAUAUCUGAAAAACUGCACGGUUUACCUCUAGCUGGAAGGGUACUGGGAAGUUUAUUGAAGACCAAAUUAGAUGAGGAUCACUGGAAGAUGAUCUUAGAAAGUGAGUGGUGGGAACAUGAAUAUGUUUUAGAUAAUAUCCUUCCAUCUCUGGCUUUAAGUUAUGAACACUUGAAUGCAAAUCUGAAGCAAUGCUUCACUUAUUGUUCCAUAUUUCCCAAGAGCUAUAUGUUUGAAAAAGAUCAGUUAGUCGAGAUGUGGAUGGCUCAAGGCUUUGUCCAGAGCAAGAAUCAGGAAAGAAUGAGGAUGGAGGACAUUGGGAGACAGAUAUUUAACGAAUUAACUAGCCGGUACUUCUUUCUACCUACUCAGACUGGCAAGUAUGUGAUGCAUGAUCUGAUAAGAGAAGUCGCAGUUUCUGUUUCAUUAGAUGAAUGUUUGGUUAUUAGUGACGAGAAAGCAGAAAUUCCCGCAACAAUUCGCCACUUGACUCUGAGGACUUCUAACACGAAUGCAUUUAGCGAGAUGUGUAAACCUCAAAAUCGACGGUCCAUUUUAUUCUUUGCUGAUUAUGGUUCUAAAAAAUCAUACAACGACAUGUUAGAGAAAUCAAAAAGCCUGCGUGUUUUGGAUUUAUCUUGCAGUCAGAUGAAGCUGAGGAAGCUACCAAAGGCUAUCAGUAGGUUGUCACAUCUACGGUACUUAGAUAUCUCCCACACCAUGAUCCAAGAGCUGCCAAAUUCAUUUGGUGAGCUUUGCCAUCUGCAAGUUCUGAACAUACGAUCCUGCUACAUCACAAGUUUUCCAAAAAGCAUGAACAAAUUAAUCAACUUGCGCCAUUUAUAUGGAGAUGUGGACACGAUUUCAAAAAUUAUUGGGAUUGGAGAUCUUAUCAAUCUUCAAGAAUUAGAGGAAUUCCGAGUCAAAAAGGAGCAGGGACAUGAGAUUCGAGAGUUGGAGCGCUUGAAAAAUCUUCGGAGACAGCUUUGCAUCAAGAAUCUCGAGAAUGUUGAGAGUGAGAAGGAGGCCAUGAAGGCGAUGCUGAAAGACAAAGAGCACCUAACCAUAUUGCAUUUAGAAUGGAACUCUGAUGCAGGAAGUCUUCCUGAAGUGGAGAAGGAGAUAUUUGAAGGACUCCAACCACAUCCCAAUAUUGAAGAGCUGGAGAUCAAGCGCUACGGGGGUAUCAGAUUUCCAACUUGGAUGGUGGAAAAUAAGUUUCUAACCAAUCUAGAAUUGAUUGGUCUAGAAUCUUGUGGCAGGUUGGAGAGUAUCCCGCCACUAGGGCAGCUGCCUUCCCUCAAGGAUCUUCAUAUUGAAUACAUGCCUGCCAUAAGAAAAAUUGGUCCUGAAUUUUAUGGUGACAGUGGUGUGGCAUUUCCAUCCCUGGAGGUACUAAUAUUUAAUGUCUUCAAUGAAUGGGAGGAGUGGUUGGGAGCAGAUGGCACACAAAUUUUGCCUCGCCUCCGUAACCUCUUCCUCCAUGAUUGCAUUAAGCUAAGGAAAGUACCUCUCCUCUUCCUGUCCUCAUCGCUGGUAGAGCUCGAUAUCAAAGACUGUUGUGACUUCGGCAGUGCACUGCCCGGAUGUCUGCAAGGUCUCACCUCUCUCAUCAAUCUAAGAAUCAUUCGUUACGCCGCCCAAGUGUCUCUUUGCUUAUCAAAUUUGCACGCUCUCAGACAUUUGCACCUUGAGGAUUGCCCAGAGAUGAAGUUAGUUGGUGGGUUACAGUUCCUUACUGCUCUUGAAUUACUGCAUCUUACAGGAUGUCCUAAGCUCAUCGACUCCUCGGAGCGUGGGCAGCUGCACGAACAGCAAGGACCGCGAACUCUCAAUCGUCUCAACAUGGACGACACAAUCCUACUUCAACAUCUGUGGAUUCUGUUGGGAAGCCUCCACUCGCUACAGCAUUUGUGGAUUCAUCCUGGUCAUCGUAUGACGAACUUUACAGAGGGACAUGAGCUGUGGUUCCGGCAGCUGACAUCCCUUCAAAUCCUGGAUAUUGAAGACAGCCGAAGCCUUGAAAGCCUUCCUACUUCUUUGGUAAAUUUUUCCACUAUCAGGACGCUGACUAUGCGCACCUGCCCCAACGUUAGCUCAUUGCCAGAGAAUGACUUGCCUACUUCGCUCAAAGAAUUACAUAUCAUGGGAUGCCCUUUGUUGAAGGACCGAUGCCUGAGAGGAGGAGCUGAUUGGCUAAAAAUUGCUCACAUACCUUUCAUAUGUAUUGAUGGCGAAAAAAUACAACAACCAUGAAAAGAGAAUUUGAUGCCACUCCUACAUCCAUUCUUCAGGUUCCUUUCGUCAGUCACUUUCAAUCCCUGCCUGGCCAACUUGGGGUCUGCAGAUCUUUCACUAGGUCCCCUUGUGGAUCUUCUUUCUAUUUGGGAACUUGACAGCAAAUGAAUUCUUUCCAUGGAAGCCGAGCCCUCCAUGCAAGUCGAGACUUAUCUGAAUCCACCAUAGUUGUUUCAAACUGUCCCUUGUCAAUGCAUCUGCCUCUGAAGAAGCCACAGCUGAGUGCAGCAUAUUCAAUUUCGCAUCGUAUAUUUGGAGCUGCUGGAGCCUCCUAUAUCCUGUUUAUCCUGUUAAUUCAUGCUGCUAUGAAGUUUAGCCUUUUGUAUGAUAUGUGAAAGCCAAUUUCUGUAGUUGCUUCUGAGAGUGCUUUUUCAAGAUCUGCAAAACCAAAUAUCUGGAUCUCUUUGCAGAUGAUAAACCUAGAGUAUGGCAUUCAUACUGGCGUAGGUUCAUGUUUUAUUUGCAAAUAACCAUCCAGAAUAAACAGGAACGUACUGCUAAGGAUAUCAUUUUUCUAAUUGUUUUUUACUUUGGCUAUUUAUGUUUA